Molecule: messenger RNA, 1587 nt
Organism: Episyrphus balteatus (marmalade hoverfly)
Lineage: Eukaryota; Metazoa; Arthropoda; Insecta; Diptera; Syrphidae
Gene: Larp7
Product: la-related protein 7
Exons: 2
Coding region: 24-1583 (519 amino acids)
Biological process (GO): RNA processing
Cellular component (GO): nucleus
Molecular function (GO): mRNA binding
Source: RefSeq, a predicted model, not a curated record
UAAAAUAAAAUAAAACCCCGAAAAUGGAAUCAUCUAAAUCAGAUAAAACCGAAAAAUCAAAAAAUGAUGAAGAUACAACUUCUACCGCCCCCGAAUCAAAAGACAAACAAAACUCUCACAAAGGACAUCGUAAGCGCAAACGAAAAUUUCUAAAUGCCAUACGUGAACAAAUGGAAUUCUAUUUUGGUGAUGCAAAUUUAUCCAAGGAUCGAUUUCUAAUGCAAUUAAUUGCUCAAGAUCCUUUUGUUCCAAUUGAAGUAUUUUUAACUUUCAACAAAUUAAAAAAUCUUACCACCUCCACGGCUGACAUUGUUAAAUCCUUGUCAAACUCGCAGCUCCUCGAACUGGAUUCGGAGCAACAAAAAGUUCGUCGCAAAACUUCAUUACCCGUUGAUCGGAAUGUCGAUCACAAAACAAUGUACGUGGAAUCACUUCCACCUACCGCCGAUCACGAAUGGGUGAAGAAUAUGUUCUCUCGAUUCGGACCAAUUGCAUAUGUAUCUCUUCCAAGAUAUAGCAGGUCUAAGAAAAUUAAAGAAUUUGGUUUUAUUGAAUUCGAAGAAGAAUCAAGUGUUGACAAAGCUGUUAAAGCAUUUCGUCAAUUUAAUGGUGUCCUCUGCAUGGAAACCUCUGAUCCUGCAGAGCUUAUAAGUGUCAAGUCAUUUAUCCGAGAACAAAAUCAAGAAAAGAAAGAUCAAGAAGAGAGAAAGGGAAAAAAGAGAAGAAUUUCGAGUGAAUCUAGCAGCCAAACAGAUUCAAAACGCUCCAAACUCGAUUCGGCUGAUGAAGGAGCAACUUCAACAGCAGCAGAAACAGAUGACCAAACUGACAAUGAUGGCGAAGGUAGUAAACGUCGCAAACGAAAACACAAGAAAAAGAAGAAGAAGUUAAAUCCCGAUGAGGAAGCUAAUCCUGAUGCGGACUUUGUUGAGAUUCGAGUAUUACCCAAAAAAGAUUGGAAGAGAUUGCGAAAUAAAUAUCUCAAUAUGCAACGUGAGAAAACUGCCGAACUCAAAAGAAUGGCUUGGAAGAACUCCCAAAAUGAAAUGGACACUACAAAGCCCGUAGAAAAGCCUACCAAAAAACUCGAAAAAAUGAACAUGAACUUUUAUGGAGCUGGCAAUGAAAACGAUGAGAAUCAAGCGGCUAAAUUUAACGAUCGCUCUAAUGAUUCCCCAAAAUUAAAUCCAGCCAUAGAGAAGGCACCAUUGUUUUCCUAUGAGCCGGGUUUGAUUGUUGAAGCUGGCUUCUUGGAGCCUUGUGUGACUUUGAAAGAAUUCAAAGCUGAUAUGAGACAAUAUGAAACUGUUAAAUAUGUUGAUAUUAAAGAAGGAGCUAUGUCGGCAUUUUUACGCUUAGAUUCAGCUCAAUCGGCAGUGAAUUUGGUCAAACAAUUAUCAUGUGCUGAAUAUAAUUGUAAAGUUCUAAGUGGUGAGGUAGAAAGUGAAUAUUGGGAGAAGAUUAAAGAAGAUCGAGAAGCAAAAUUGAAUAAAAAGGUGAAGAUACCAAGUAAACGUGGUAGAGAGAAGAUGAAGAAGGUUAUAUCGAAACAUAUUCGAUUUGGUGAUGAUGAUGUUGAUUGAAUGU